UUGAAUUUUCUUUUUUUUUCUUUAUUCGCAAAAAUUGCUUAUUUUCUGUUUUGUUUGUCGGCAACAGUAUGCAUUGACCGCUCCGUCUGCUCACGUACGCUCUCUGAUACUGAAUAAUGUUGUCAUUGGGAGAAUCUCAGCUAUCGCCACCCCCUUAGCAGGGCCCCCAGCGUAUGCCAGCGUUGUUGUAGCAGUGAGAGUUCAGUCGGGCCGGGGAGAGGAAUUCGGAGAGAUGCUGCUGUCUGUGACGGCGCGGCUACAGCAACCCUAGGAAAACGACACGGCAAUAACUCAUACGCUAUGGAUAAUAAUGACCCUUAUCUACACCUCAGGUCGGUCUGCAGGAGGUGCGGGGUGUUUUGAGGGGCCUCUCUUGCCAUGUGGCACCCUGGUGACUCCCCCGGCGGCAGCAGUCCCGCUGAAGAUGCCAGCAGCUACAGACACUACUCCUCCAUUCCCAUGAGCUCGCCCCCCUCCCAGCCUCAGAUGAACUCCAUGGUGGGACACCCCUCCGUCAUCAGCACUUCAAUCAACCCCUCGCGCCCCCUCCCCUCCCCCAUGAGCACAAUGGGCUCCCCCAUGAACGGGCUGGCGUCGCCCUACUCCGUCAUCACGUCCUCGCUGGGGUCUCCCUCCGUGUCCCUGCCCUCCACGCCCGGAAUCAACUUCGGAGCGUUGAACAGUCCACAGAUGAAUUCUCUGAACAGUGUGAGCAGCACAGAGGACAUCAAACCUCCGCCUGGACUCACAGGCCUGGGAAACAUGAGCAACUACCAGUGCACCAGCCCAGGGUCCCUGUCCAAACACAUCUGCGCCAUCUGUGGGGAUCGCUCCUCAGGGAAGCACUAUGGCGUGUACAGCUGUGAGGGCUGCAAAGGGUUCUUCAAGAGGACCAUCAGAAAAGACCUCACCUACACGUGUCGGGACAGCAAGGAAUGCCUCAUCGACAAGCGGCAGCGCAACCGGUGCCAGUACUGCCGAUACCAGAAGUGUCUGGCCAUGGGGAUGAAGAGAGAAGCGGUGCAGGAGGAGAGACAGCGAGGGAAGGAGAGGAGCGAAAACGAGGUGGAGUCCACCAGCAGCUUUAACGAGGACAUGCCGGUGGACAAGAUCCUGGACGCAGAGCUGGCCGUCGAGCCCAAGACGGAGACCUACGUGGACGGCAGUCCUGGCAACUCGUCUAACGACCCCGUCACCAACAUUUGCCAAGCAGCAGACAAGCAGCUCUUCACCCUGGUGGAGUGGGCAAAGAGGAUCCCGCAUUUCUCUGAGCUGCCGCUGGACGAUCAGGUCAUACUUCUACGGGCAGGCUGGAAUGAGCUGCUCAUCGCCUCGUUCUCGCACCGCUCGGUCACUGUGAAAGACGGGAUCCUCCUGGCCACUGGCCUGCACGUCCACCGCAGCAGCGCCCAUAGUGCGGGCGUGGGCUCCAUCUUCGACAGAGUCCUAACAGAACUGGUGUCUAAGAUGAAAGACAUGCAAAUGGAUAAGACAGAGCUGGGCUGUCUCCGGGCCAUCGUCCUCUUCAACCCAGAUGCAAAGGGCUUGUCGAAUCCAGCCGAGGUGGAGGGCCUGAGGGAGAAAGUAUAUGCAUCCCUGGAGUCUUACACCAAACAGAAAUACCCUGAACAACCUGGCAGAUUUGCCAAACUAUUGCUCCGCCUUCCAGCCCUCCGCUCCAUUGGGUUGAAGUGUCUAGAGCACCUCUUCUUCUUCAAGUUGAUCGGAGACACGCCCAUCGACACCUUCCUCAUGGAAAUGCUGGAGGCUCCACACCAGAUCACAUGACACAAACUAGCUUUCUUUGUAAAUAAUCCCAGACCCAUGUAAUUGAUAUGAAGCUAAACAAGGUUAAGUUGUAAACUAAAUAUUUUGUACCAAGCACAAUUAUUAAUGUGAAAAUUUGUAUGGGGGGGAGUUUAAAAGUACACUGUCAAAAUGAAUUUAAUAGAAAUGUAAAAGAUUUUUUUUUUCUUUUUUUCUGUAAAUAGAUCAUUCCAGAUAUUCAAUUUAACAGCUACCUAAUGCAAGAUAAAACUCUAAUU
Messenger RNA from Megalops cyprinoides (Indo-Pacific tarpon), 2045 nucleotides. It is a transcript of the gene rxrgb, whose product is annotated as retinoid X receptor, gamma b. The transcript has 11 exons. Gene Ontology annotation, molecular function: nuclear receptor activity; zinc ion binding; nuclear steroid receptor activity. Gene Ontology annotation, cellular component: RNA polymerase II transcription regulator complex; nucleus. The coding region runs from base 379 to 1788 and encodes 469 amino acids. NCBI's taxonomy places the organism in Eukaryota, Metazoa, Chordata, Actinopteri, Elopiformes, Megalopidae. The record is from RefSeq and is a predicted model, not a curated record. Gene Ontology annotation, biological process: cell differentiation; response to retinoic acid; positive regulation of transcription by RNA polymerase II.